CAGGUGCAGAAGGUGAUGCCCAACGACAGCUUCUACUUCUCCAUCGUGCGCGACCCGGCCACGCUGGGCGAAUCCUCCUUCUCCUACUUCCGCGCCGCCGCCCCGGCCUUCCGCAAUUCCCCCUCCCUGGACGCCUUCCUGGCUCACCCCACCCUCUUCUACCGGCCCGGGAUCCGCGGGAAUCACUACGCCAGGAACCUCCAGUGGUUCGACUUCGGCCUCCCCGACGAUCCCAAGGAUCCCCGGGAGAUCCGGGAAUCCCUGGAAAAGCUGGAUCGCACCUUCUCCCUGGUCCUGCUGGCGGAAAACUUCGACGAGUCGCUGGUCCUGCUGCGGGAAGCCCUUUGCUGGCCGGAGGAAUCCGUGGAUACCUUCGCCCACAAUUCCCGCCCUCACCCCAAGGAAUCCCGGGGCGUCUCCUCAUCCCAAGCCGAGCGGCUCCGAGCCUGGAACCGCCUGGAUUGGGAGCUCUACUCCCACCUCAACCGCACCUUCUGGCGGCGGGCGGAAUCCUUCGGCAUCGCCCGGCUCCGGCGCGAGGUCCGGCGGCUCCGGGAGCGCCGGGAGAGCUUGGCCAGGAGGUGCCUGAGGGGAGGGGGGCCCGUCCCGGCCAAGGCCAUUCCCGACGGGAGGCUCCGGCCUUUCCAGCCCCCCGGGGGAGGGAAUAUCCUGGGAUUCUCCGUCCGGGCCGGGCUGGAGCCCGAGGAGCGGGAAAGGUGCGUCCGGAUGGCGACGCCGGAGCUGCAGUACAAGGAUCUGCUGGACAGGAGGCAGUUCGGGGGCAAAAACGACUCCAAGGGGGGAUGAAUUCCUGGUGGGAAUUUCAGGAGAGCCCCCCUCGGGAAUUGUGCCGGGAAAUGGGGGCGGUACGAUCCCGAAAUCCCGCUGGGAAUUCCCCCUGAAAUCCUGACAGGAAUUGGGGAAGUCCACCUGAAAUUCUGCUGGGAAUUCCCCUUUAAAUUCCAGUGGGAAUUGGGGAAUUCCCCCUGAAAUCCCAGUGGGAAUUGGGGAAUUCUGCCCUGAAAUCCUGGUGGGAAUUGGGGAAUUCCACCCUGAAUUCCCGGUGGGAAUUUCGGGAGAGCCCCCCUCGGGAAUUGUGCCGGGAAAUGGGGGCGGUACGAUCCCGAAAUCCCGGUGGGAAUUGGGGAAUUCUGCCCUGAAAUUCUGGUAGGAAUUGGGGAAUUCCCCCUGAAAUCCCACUGGGAAUUGCCCUUUAAAUUCCAGUGGGAAUUGGGGAAUUCCCCCUGAAAUUCUGGUGGGAAUUGGGGAAUUCUGCCCUGAAAUCCCACUGGGAAUUGGGGAAUUCCUCCUGAAAUCCUACCAGGAAUUUGGGAGAGCCCCUCGGGAAUU
This is a messenger RNA of Manacus vitellinus (golden-collared manakin), 1350 nucleotides long. Its product is annotated as galactose-3-O-sulfotransferase 4-like. Gene Ontology annotation, molecular function: galactosylceramide sulfotransferase activity. The record is from RefSeq and is a predicted model, not a curated record. The annotation marks the transcript as partial. Gene Ontology annotation, biological process: glycolipid biosynthetic process. Gene Ontology annotation, cellular component: membrane. The transcript has a single exon. NCBI's taxonomy places the organism in Eukaryota, Metazoa, Chordata, Aves, Passeriformes, Pipridae.